This is a messenger RNA of Physella acuta, 501 nucleotides long. RefSeq names its product acetylcholine receptor subunit beta-like. Gene Ontology annotation, cellular component: membrane. Lineage: Eukaryota; Metazoa; Mollusca; Gastropoda; Physidae. Gene Ontology annotation, biological process: monoatomic ion transport. The record is from RefSeq and is a predicted model, not a curated record.
AUGCUGGCACUGAUGUCACCUGUCCCCUUCUUCCUCUCACCUGAGGAGCCGGAGAAGCUGAUGGUGGCGCUGUCGCUGCUGCUGUCCUUCACCGUCUUCAUCGACUUCAUUGAGGGCAAACUGCCCCAGAACUCGGACAACAUCUCGUUCCUUGUCAUCUACCUGGCCGCCCUGUUCAUCCAAGCCUUUCUCGGCGUCAUCGGCAACACCAUCGUCCUAAUCCUCAACGCCCACGACACGCCGAAACCCAAGCCCAAGCCCAUCAGGGGAGACCACGCACCAGCCCACACAACCACAGCCCACCACACCACCAAUCUAUCCGUGACGAAGAACUCCACACCAAACAACAGCGACUGCCUGGGAUUCGAACCCCAGGAACAAACUACCCCCGGGGCUGCACCUUCUUCAAGAGCGUACAAGAUGAACAAAUGUUUCUUGGCUUUGAACACCACGGUGCUUCUGUUAAGCUCCUUCUUAGCGUGGUUCUUUAUACUUUAUUAG